Molecule: messenger RNA, 1739 nt
Organism: Botrytis cinerea B05.10
Lineage: Eukaryota; Fungi; Ascomycota; Leotiomycetes; Helotiales; Sclerotiniaceae
Exons: 3
Coding region: 106-1485 (459 amino acids)
Source: RefSeq, a predicted model, not a curated record
GUCUUAACACAAGUUUUGUUUCUGACUUUAAAAGGUUCGACAUAUCGCAUCGCUAAGCAACGCCCUCAAUACGGCUUUCGAUUUGACACCAAACUACCAUUAGCCAUGUCUUCUCUCCAGAACACUGCUUCUCCUAACAUGGAUCGCAGAUCUUCAUUAAGAACUCGAGUUCCAAAACUACCCGAUAUCAAAGGACCAUCAAGUUCGGCUCGAAAAUCCCUUAGACAGCUUCUCAGACAACCCACGACUGCCACCGAAACAGUUGCCCUGUCACCAAUGAAUACUACGGCCGCAGCAUUCGUAACGGCUUUUACACCUAGAACUUACCGGUCAAUUUAUCCAAAGCUUGAUGUCGUACCAGUAUCAAGUGAACCAGCUGAACAAAUAGCUAUAGUUACCAACAAUUCCUCCUCUUCUGCCUCACCAAAAAAGAAGAUGAGACUUCGCAAACAGAUCCCACCUUCAUCAACAAACAAGCAUGCGGUCUCUGGAAUAUCUUCUCUAGAUUUGAAAACUUCGGCUCAAGCAAAUUCUACAAAAGAAUCCCCAAAGGCACACGACAAGCAGUCAGUUAUCAAUUUAGCCAGAACAUCCAUUCCUCUUGCUUCUACUCAUAAAAUUAUUUCCGAUCUCGACUCACAAGACGAGGAUAAGAUGCCAGCUAGAAAGUCAACAAUGGUGCCAAAGCGAUCCAGGAGUUCAUCCCAGAACUCAUCCCAGAACAACAAGAAGCGUAGUCGCCAGAUGUUCGAGGAACCUGAAAAGAUUUGCAUGAUCAGUUGUGGUAUCGGUGGCCAACUAGAUGAAUACGCGACCUUUUACUUCACAGAAACCGAUUUCAAAGCCCUACUUGAGACCGCACCUCAUUUUAACAAAUUUCGCAAGCCUUACUCCAACUCUAUCUAUAUCCGCGGAUACAUGGCCUUAUCUUCUAGAGUCAUCAUUCAAUGGCUCACUAAGGGUACAAUUAUGCCACUUGAAUUACAUAAGCCAGGACGAGCCGAUGGCUUUUCUAAUUACCCUUUCGUCCACACGUACAUUAUGGCAAAUGAUUUCGAUCUCCCUGAAAUGUGCGAUGAGCUUAUGGAUACGGCUAUGAGAGAGCUUUGGGGUAGUGGCGAUGAAGCAGUCAUCUUACCAGAUGCUCGGGAUUUGUAUACCGUUUAUUCGCAAACCCAUCCCGGUAAUCCUUUGAGAAAGCUCUACAUUGCGGUUUUCGACUGGCUCUUGACCUCCGAUGAAUGCAACCGAGACACUGGUAGACCCAGAAUCUCCAGCUCGGAGCUUUGGAAUCUCCUGUCCCGCUCUGAAAAUGCUGGUAUUGACUACAUCAACUACUGCAGAAGCCAGAUCACUGAUCGAGGAACAUAUGAGCAUCCUCUCGAUCCACGAAAAUGGAAUUUAUGCGAGUUGCAUCAGCAUUUUCCCUUUAAUGAUUGUCCUAUGUGGAUUAAACAACGUAAUGCAGUUCUAGAGGACAACUGAGCCUGCGGCAUUGAAUGUUCCCCAAUGGAAUAUUCCUAGGUGACUUGCACAAUUUACAGAGGUCAUGAGAGAAUUUGAUGUUAUGGAUUGAUCUGGGAUUACUAUCUAUGACUUGUGCAUUUUUGGAGCACCAUCAAGUAGGUUUGUGAUACCUUUGAGGGGGGAAGAUAGAUACAUGACUUACGAUAAUAUUUCAUCUACGCUUCUACGUGCCUAUGAAGUUGCAAGUGUUUAAAUAGAAACCUUUUAUUCCA